AUGGUUCACUAUAUCCACCUCUAUGGUAGACAGCAUGGGAUUACCACAGAUACUGCACACCGAAAUAUUCGACUUCUAGAGCAGGCAAUCAACAACAAAUUUGGGGAGAAUGCUCAGUGCCACGGUAUCUGCUAUCACCAGGAUCGCAUACGACCCCACCCAUCCUGGAUCCGAAGGGAACUCGUCUAUGCAUGUGCAGGGGAGAAGGGAAACAACCUUUUGAACGAGGUAUGGUACAACACAUGGAUAUUCCGCAUCAAUCUGACGAUUGAAGGCAAUUUGGAUGAACGGACCUCACGGGCGCUGCUAGGGUUACAUAUGAAGGUGGUGAGGAUCCAAUUUACGGAAAGGGGUCCCAAUGAAACUAUAAAGCGUAUGCGCCACUUGAGAGACGAGAUCCCAUGGCUAGCUGAUGGGUCAGUAAAGUUGAGCGAUACGGGCGACAGUCGAUACUUCGGAAGACGAUUCGAGAUUGGAAGGGACAUAUGA
This is a messenger RNA of Penicillium hordei, 489 nucleotides long. RefSeq lists its product as uncharacterized. The coding region runs from base 1 to 489 and encodes 162 amino acids. The record is from RefSeq and is a predicted model, not a curated record. The transcript has a single exon. NCBI's taxonomy places the organism in Eukaryota, Fungi, Ascomycota, Eurotiomycetes, Eurotiales, Aspergillaceae.